Messenger RNA from Macrobrachium nipponense, 1857 nucleotides. RefSeq names its product integumentary mucin C.1-like. The record is from RefSeq and is a predicted model, not a curated record. The transcript has 5 exons. NCBI's taxonomy places the organism in Eukaryota, Metazoa, Arthropoda, Malacostraca, Decapoda, Palaemonidae. Gene Ontology annotation, molecular function: chitin binding. Bases 1100 to 1720 code for a protein of 206 amino acids. Gene Ontology annotation, cellular component: extracellular region.
UGAAAGAGACCUUUGAAUAUAUAACUUACGAAAAAAGUGACAAACAAGAGACUAUCCGUCGAUGGUCCAAGUCAUAACUGGUACCACUAGGAAACAGAAACCUUUUUCACUAAAGGAAGCACAAAUGACCGAAAUCAAUUUUCAUUAACUAUAUAGUUGUUAUAAAUACUAGCAAUCAUAUGUAUACAGAAAUUAUGUAUGAUAAAUUCGUAAAGUAACUAAGUCUACUGGCAUAACCAGCCCCGUUUCACGGACAGAACCAGCUCCAUUUCAGGGAAUCCCUUCUCAUCCUCCACCCCCUUCGGAAGGAUGGUGGGAGUAGGAUGGAACCCCACUAUGAACCAUCAUGGGGGUCCCCACCAUAACCCUGCCAAGUUUCAUGCCCAUCAGACCACCCGUUUAGCCGUGAUUGAAUGACAGACAGACGGACAGAUAUAACACCCAUUAUAGUAAGAGCAAGAUAUGAGGCCCUACGAACAAUACCUAACUUUCGCGCGGCAUUUGCUGAACCUUUCAUUGGAUGUUUCUCAAAAGUUAGAUUUGAGUCAAAACAUCUAGAGUAGUUAAAAGCUUUAGACUCAUUCAGCAAAGUUCCAUUCACCUGAAGAGGAGGAUGGGGUAGGAAAUCCGUGCGAGAUCUGCUAUUCUGCUAUCAAAAUAAGCGAUUCUCUCUGUACUACGUCUUCCUAAUUCGUCAGUGUGUGGAGAAGAGCUAAGAAUUUAAGAAAAUAUAUGUAUUAAAUAAAGAUAAUUAGGAAAGUGUUUCAAUCAAUUCCAUAAAACCUCCAACUGUACAGGGUGUCCAUAAAGUCCCAGUACCAUUCUGAGCAAUAAAUACUUGUAAUGGUAAUAGGAAUUUAUGGACACUGUGUAUAUAUGAAGUGUACUGCUCUUGUCGAAACAGACGAACUAACACGCAAGGUCGCUCGAUUAACUCGCCAACGAGCGCAAACACACAAAAGGAGACGGCUCGUGGAGUGAAUGUACCAGUAUCGAUUAAAGUCGUAUGGAUCAUGAGCUCUUGAUUAUUAGGACAUUCUCGGUUAAGACAUCGGCUAGGUAACACGUGUUGCAUAGGUAGCUGAGGCUCCACUAGACUAUGGGGAUCGUCCAUCUCAUCGGCGCAGCAGCUGCCAUUCUGUCACUUGCGGCUGGGAAGACCUACGUCAAAGUGGACGACUCCACAGGAAUAGUGACGACUGAGGUGACGAGCGAGUCGUUCGCCGUGACCGUCUUGCAGUGUGCAGCAAGAGCAGCCUGGACGGAUGCCCCUUAUUUCGGAACUCAAGACCUUGUGGGGGGCGUGAGAUGCUACUUGUCCUCUGCGCAGGCUUCUGAAGGCUCCCUGCAGAAGACAACAAACUCCAACGACCGCGUAUGGAGACUGGUUCGUGAUCAACCAGCAAGCGAGACUUCCACUACAACAACAUCAACAGCAUCAACAAGUACAACAACCACAGCUUUAUCAACAACAACAGCAACAGGUACAACAACUGCAGCUUUACCAACAACAACAACAACAACAGGUGGUCUGUGCACAGCUUGCAACACUGCAGAUCAAACUACUUGGGGCAUCAUACCCGGGCAAGUGGGUUGUUCGUCUUACAACAUGUGCAGUGCCAACGGGGUGACCACCCAGAGUUGCCCGGGGGGCCUCGUCAUGAGCGACACCAAAAACUGUGAUUGGCCUGCUGCGGUUAACAAAGUUUGCCAGUGCUAGAAGAAUUUCAAUGUUCAUAGCUGUUACGUAGCAGUGAAAUAUCGCGUCUAUUUACGCUGAAGUUGAGACUCUUCGGAUAAGUGAGGACGAACCUUGAGCAAACAGCAGUUUAAUAAAUUCCUGGUUUUAUUUAUGAA